Messenger RNA from Gamsiella multidivaricata, 1779 nucleotides. Its product is annotated as eukaryotic and archaeal DNA primase, large subunit-domain-containing protein. Gene Ontology annotation, biological process: DNA replication, synthesis of primer. NCBI's taxonomy places the organism in Eukaryota, Fungi, Mortierellomycota, Mortierellomycetes, Mortierellales, Mortierellaceae. The record is from RefSeq and is a predicted model, not a curated record. The transcript is spliced from 7 exons. Gene Ontology annotation, cellular component: alpha DNA polymerase:primase complex. The coding region runs from base 120 to 1730 and encodes 536 amino acids.
CUUUUUGACCGCCCGCAAGCACAACUUGGUUUUUUCUGUAGCGGCCAACAUUCCUCUUUUCAUUCCUCUCUUCAUCUGAUCUAGCAGCAAUCAACUGCAUUCCCCGGGUUCUCUUCAUCAUGUUCACGCAACAAAACAGAAAGAGCCGGCUGAAGCAAAAGCUGACCUCGGGAGCACGAUUCACCUAUGAUGACGAACCGUACCCUACUCGCCUCAACUUUUACAAGGACCCACCUCCACUCGAAAUCAGUAUCGAAGAGUUUGAGCAGUUUGCACUGGACCGCAUGCAAGUCCUGACUACGCUGCUGACCGCACAGACGCGAAACUUGACACCAGACCAGCUGGACAAGGCUAUGGGCGACGCAAUUAAGAAGUAUAUGCCGAUGUCUCCUAACAGGACGCCGAAUGUGACACAUGGGCAACUGAUGGACGAGCGCCGGAAGGAUCAUGUCAGCCAUUUUAUUCUGCGAUUGGCGUAUUCGCGAAGUCAGGAACUCAGAUCAUGGUUCUUGCGCGCCGAGUGUGCACUCUUCAGAUACCGCUUUGAGAAAGAACUAUUGAAGGAUCAGUUGGAGUUUUUGGAGAAACAAAACCUGAGCUGGAAGAAGGUCAGCGACGACGAUAAAAGGCUACUCAAGGAUAAAUUGAAAGCUUCGUCGUUCAAGGCUCAGAACGUGGAUGAAGAGACAUACUUCGAAGUUGACUUUGAGAGAGUUACUGGACUGGUGGCUCGGAGACAGGUCUAUGUUCAGGCAGGAAAGGCCUAUGUCCCCCUGGCAGAUCAGGUUGUCUUGGUUUUAGACGAAUUCAAGGAACGCCUCUCUCACGCAUUGGAGGUCACUGGAAGGGCUCUGCCAAGGAUGGACGAGGAUGAUCGAUUGAUGCCAGUGCUGAACAAUAUUAACAAGCAGUAUUUGGGUCGUGAAUUCACGACUUCCCGCAUUGCGGGCGAAAUUCAGGCGCAAGAUGUCGACGCUCUCAAGGUUCAUAUGCCUCUAUGUAUGGAGCACCUCCACAGCGAAUUGCGACGGGAAAAACAUCUGAAGCACUGGGGAAGAAUGCAGUAUGGCCUGUUCUUGAAGGGCAUAGGUCUUUCGUUGGAGCAGGCGCUGAUCUUUUGGCAGAUCGCGUUCGAGAAGCUGACGCCGGAUCAGUUCAACAAGCAGUAUGCGUACAACGUAAGGCACUCGUACGGUAUGGAAGGAAAACGCACCGACUACACGCCUUAUAGCUGUCGGUAUAUCAUCCAGAAUAAUGCUCCAGGACCAGGAGACCAUCACGGCUGCCCGUUCCGGCACUUCAGUGCACCAAAUAUGCGUGCGACGCUUGCAGCUCACCAGGUGGACGAUUUCGAUACAGAGGAUAUUCUCCAACUUGUCCAGGGCAAACAUUUCCAGAUCGCAUGCACACGGUACUAUGAAGUCACUCGGGCCAAGAUGCUGGACGUCUCGACCAACAAUUUGAAAGGCGGUAGUAUGAGCGGGCAAGGAGAUGCGAGUAUAGUGGCCAGUCAGGAAUCGAUCGAACAUCCGAAUCAGUUCUUUGAACAGAGUUUCUUGUUGAUGCAGAGUCGGAAUGCAGCAUCGACGGCACAGGGACAGGAAGGGGCAGAUUCUAUGGAUGGGUUGACAGCGCAGCAGCCGUUGCAACCUACGAUCAAAGGACAGUACACUUACAAAAAGGCAGGCGCACAAAUAUCCUCACAAGCGAACCACGACAUGGAGUUAUGAAAAAUUAUCUUUCUAGCGUUUCGUAAUACAUCCUUUUAUUAUAUUCAAC